Molecule: messenger RNA, 294 nt
Organism: Cooperia oncophora
Lineage: Eukaryota; Metazoa; Nematoda; Chromadorea; Rhabditida; Trichostrongylidae
Source: the annotation of a GenBank genome assembly
UUGGUUGCAGAUGAACUCACAGCUCGUCGCGGUCGCAAUCGUUGCAUUUUUGACGAUUCGCCGUCUGGGGCUCAGACACCGAAAGCCAAAUUUGAUUCGAAAGUGAAAGCCUUGGGUGUCAAAUUUUACACGGUCGCUGAAAUCGGAAAGCUCACCGACUGUAUCGAUGACUCUUUCUAUGCUUGUGCUACUAUGAAAGAGAUCAAAGAGAAAGCCAUAUCAUGUGCAAUGGAGAAUACUGCUGCUGCAAAAUACAUCACGUUGAUGAAGCUGUUGACAGGCAGUGAGUACUGA